Mercurialis annua (annual mercury) is the source of this 1758-nucleotide messenger RNA. RefSeq names its product protein phosphatase 2C 51-like. Gene Ontology annotation, cellular component: nucleus; cytosol. Lineage: Eukaryota; Viridiplantae; Streptophyta; Magnoliopsida; Malpighiales; Euphorbiaceae. The transcript has 3 exons. The coding region runs from base 392 to 1573 and encodes 393 amino acids. Gene Ontology annotation, biological process: protein dephosphorylation. The record is from RefSeq and is a predicted model, not a curated record. Gene Ontology annotation, molecular function: protein serine/threonine phosphatase activity; cation binding.
CCCUGUAUCUGCAAUGUAAUUAAAUUCUAUAAUAUAGAACUCUGAUCACUGGUGAAGAUCUCUGUAGAAAGAACAGCUAGCUAGCGCCUCUCUUCAAACCAAUCCUUAAACCCUGAGGCCCCCACCACAACCAAUUCCCUUCCUCCAUAUAGACUCGCCGCCCGCCAGCAAAAACGACUCAACUCAUACACUCAUUAUCAAAUCCUUAAGCCACGUGCGCUCUCCUUCAAUCUUAACCCGUCCACGUCUCUUUCUUGGUAACUCCACCUCACCGAGCUCGAACCCAAGCCCUGCUAUAUAAACCCCCUUCACCAGCAUCUUUAGUUUCAAAACUGAAUCACAGAAAUCCCAACAAACCUGUAUUCAUGUUGGAGAAUCCGACACAUCAUCAAUGCCUGAUUCCCCGAAAGAGUUGGUAAUAACUUGCAGUUGUCGCAGAAGAUCAAGAAACCUUGAUGAUCAAGAAAUGAACACUAUUUGCUCAUCCGUUGAUGCAGAAGAAUAUUCAAAGAGCAAGAAACGAAAUUCUUGCGAUCCUCAAUCACCGCCAGCAUCGGAAUUUGAAUCCAAGAACCGAACAGAUGGUACCUACAAAGGAAAAAAAGGAGUAAAUCGAGUAGGAAUAAUCAUGACUAGCGGCGGCGGUGGUGAUCAACGGAACGAUGAUGGUUUCGAUAGUUCGACAUGCGUGUCGCAUGGUUCGAUAUCGGUUAUCGGACGUAGGAGAGCUAUGGAAGAUGCUGUGAUGGUUGCACCAGGAGUUGCAGUUAUUGAGUUCGAUCAUGUUUAUGAUUUUUUCGCUGUUUAUGACGGACAUGGUGGAGCUAGGGUUUCGAAUGCAUGUAGGGAUAGGUUACAUCUUUUGGUUGCUAAAGAGGUGGAGGAGAAUGAUACGACUGAGACGGCUUUUGGUGAUAGGAAGGGACUGAGUUAUUGGGAGAAGGUGAUGGGGGUUUGUUUUAAGAAGAUGGAUGAUGAGGUGACUUGUGGUGGCCUGAGGGAUGCUGAUGAAGAGGGGUAUUUGUUGUCGGAGAAGACUGUCGGCUCAACUGCGGUGGUGGUUCUGGUGGGGAAGGAGGAGCUGGUGGUGGCUAAUUGUGGAGAUUCUAGAGCUGUUCUGUGUCGUGGGGGUGUUGCUGUGGCUUUGUCUACUGAUCAUAAGCCUGACCGUCAUGAUGAGCGACGUAGAGUGGAAGCAGCCGGUGGAAGAGUCCUAAACUGGAACGGUAGCCGGGUCCUAGGUGUUCUUGGUACUUCAAGAUCAAUAGGAGAUCAAUAUCUGAAGCCUUAUGUAAGCUCAGAACCGGAGGUGACAGUAGUCCAGCGAAUGGAGUCGGAUGAUUUUCUUGUAAUAGGAUCAGACGGUUUAUGGGAUGUGAUAUCCAAUGAAUUUGCUUGUGAAGUAGUGAAGAAAUGUUUUGGUGGGCAGAUAAAACACAGAACAUUUUUAGAUGAUUUUAAUGGAAGUUGGGCUGCAGAAGCGGCAGCAUUGCUGGCCGAAUUGGCGAUGGCGAAGGGAAGCAGAGAUAAUAUCAGUGUCAUAGUAGUUGAGCUCAAAAACACUCCAAAAUAGAUUAUAGUCUUUAUGUUUGUCAUAUGUUUUGUUUUAAGUUUUUAAUAUUUUGAGAGAUUUUGUACUUUGUUUUGUUUUUCUGGUGUUGAUGAAUCCUAUGAAUGAAUGUGGUGUUUGUAUAUAGGUUUGUUAUUACUACCAUUUGAUGCUAGUUAUACAAUAUGAGAUAGCUGUUUUUAUAAAUA